GAAUGUCCAUCCUGACAUAAAGGCCGAGGUGUCCACGAUCUCCUGUCAGUCAGGAGGCUGCACAGUGCAAGAUGGGUUCCUCACAGGCACCCAGGACAGGGUGUGUGGGAGGGCAAGGAAUGAUGACACUGCUGCUGAUCAGUCUCCUCCUGCCAGGAACUUUGUCUAAGAGCAUCAGGACCUUCUCCGAUCCCUGUAAAGACCCCUCUCGAAUCACCUCCCCUAAUGACCCCUGUCUAACAGGAGGUUCCAAUAGCUUCAGUAGCCAUGGUGGCUACAGCAGUUCCAGUAGUGGUUCCAGUGUUGACUCUAGUGGUUUUAGUGGUGGUUCCAGUGGUGGUUCCAGUGGUGGUUCCAGUGGUGGCUCCAGUGGUGGCUCCAGUGGUGGUUCCAGUGGUGGCUCCAGCAGUGGCUCCAGCGGUGGCUUCAGCGGUGGCUCCAGUGGUGGCUCCAGUGGAUCCAGUGUCAUUCAGGGUGGCUCUUCAGGAUAUUCAGUAUUUAAGCCAGGAACAGGAUAUUCCCAGGGCAGCUACGUCUAUGGAUCUGGCUCUAGUCAACAAGGUGCAUCUGGGUCCUCCCAGUUUGGAAACAGCAACUCUGGAAGCAGCAGUUCCCAUUCGGGAAGCAGCAGUUCCAACUCUGGAAGCAGCAGUUCCCACUCUGUGAGCACCAGUUCCCACUCUGUGAGCACCAGUUCCCACUCAGUGAGCAGCAGCUCCCUCUCUGGAAGCAGCGGUUCCCAUUCAGGGUCAGGUUCAGCUCUACCAGUCAGGGAUGGCUAUUCACAGACUGGAGGAAGCUCUUCUGUUUCCCAAACUUCCUCGGUAUCCAGUCAACGUCCUUGCAGUUCAGAUGUCCCUGAUUCUCCCUGUAGUGGGGGGCCCAUUGCCUCACACUCUGGCCCUUACAUCUCUAGCUCCCACUCUGUGUCAGGAGGUCAAAGGCCAGUGGUGGUGGUGGUGGAGCAACAUGGUUCUGGUGGCCCUGGAGUGGUUCAAGGUGGCCCCUGCAGUAAUGGUGGCGUUCCAGGCAAGCCUUGCCCCCCCAUCACCUCUGUAGACAACACCUAUGGUAGCUAUGAGGUGGUGGGCGGCUCUCCCGACAAUUACCUGGCCCCAGGCAUGACCUACAGUGGGGGAAAAAUCUAUCCUGUAGGCUACUUCACCAAAGAUAACCCUAUCAGAGGAUCUCCAGGAGCCCCAUCCUUUGCGGCUGGACCCCCCAUCUCUGAGGGAAAAUACUUCUCCAGCAAUCCCAUCAUUCCCAGUCAGAGUUCUUCUGGUUCCAGAAUCUACCAGUCAGGGCCUUCCUCUGUCAUUGUGUUCCAGCCAGUGGGUUCUGGUGGUGUUCGGCCCUGUAGAGUUGGUUCCAAAGGCUCUAAGGGACCCUGCAACCUCUCCAUUUCUGGAGUCCAAAGCAGUUCUAGCAUUUCUAGUAGUUCUGGCAUUUCCAGCAGUUCCAGUUCCUCCUACCAUCCCUGUGGCAGUGUUUCUCAGGGUCCCUGCUCCCCACCAGGCACUGGCUCUUUGAGUGGUAGCUCCAGCUCCCAGUCCAGUGGCAAAGUCAUCCUUCAACCCUGUGGCAGCAAGUCCAGCUCCUCUGGUCAACCUUGCAUUUCUGUCUCCUCUUCAACCUUGAGUGGGGGUCCUGAUGGUAAUCCUCAGCCUGAUCCCUCAGCUGGUGCCAAGCCCUGUGGCCCUGGCAGUUCUGUGAAGAUGCCCUGCCGCUCCAUCCGGGACAUUCUGACUCAAGUGAACCCUCUGGGACCCCAGCUAGUUGACCCUAAAGUUUUCCUACCCGAGGGAGAGCCACAAGACAGAACAUAAAUCAGCUUUUAUAUACAUGCCUAUGUGGACAUAUACACACACACACACCACCACCACCACCACCACCACCUCCCAGUUGGGAGAAGUCUAGGGACCCAAGCAUGGGAUGAACUCAGUUUCCUUCCUUUCUUAUCACCUUCAUCUUCCAAAAGUGUGGACCCUCAGCCCUUCUUAACAUUCCAUUCUGUAGCUUAGAUUCCCAUUCUACUGCAUUGUCUUCUCUGACAGAUACCUCCUUCCUAAAAUUUCCUCUUCCAUUUCUUUGAGAUAGUACAAUCUGUUGGCUACUCCUACCUAUUGAAAAUUUUGACUGGGAGAUCUCUCAACUGUCCCAGUAUAACUCUGAUGUCUGGAUAAGUUAUCUUCUCUUUUGGUAAAUUAGACACAGUCCAAAUUGUUAUCCAAAAACAAUGACUACUUCUCAAUGGCCUUUCCUUACCACCUAGUCAGGCAACAGGAUAUAUCACUGGGCUCUCAUACUCUUGAUUCCACUUUCAGCCUCCAUUACAGAAUUUACCACACCCUCUGUGAGUUCCCAACAUACCUCUUCAUCUCUCUACCACGUCUCCCUCCUGGCUUCUACUUUCCUCAAUGUGCUUCCUUGUGUGAGGGAGGACAUCUGGGGAAACUGGAGCAGGGUCCUUUGCUCCCCCUAAAUCCUGGACAGAUUUCUCAAUAAACUGUGUGAACUAGA
Erinaceus europaeus (western European hedgehog) is the source of this 2520-nucleotide messenger RNA. It is a transcript of the gene CDSN, whose product is annotated as corneodesmosin. The coding region runs from base 72 to 1826 and encodes 584 amino acids. The transcript has 2 exons. Gene Ontology annotation, biological process: cell-cell adhesion; skin morphogenesis. Gene Ontology annotation, molecular function: protein homodimerization activity. Lineage: Eukaryota; Metazoa; Chordata; Mammalia; Eulipotyphla; Erinaceidae. The record is from RefSeq and is a predicted model, not a curated record.